Messenger RNA from Lolium perenne, 3051 nucleotides. Lineage: Eukaryota; Viridiplantae; Streptophyta; Magnoliopsida; Poales; Poaceae. The record is from RefSeq and is a predicted model, not a curated record.
AUGGAGGACCUAUCGCCGGAGUCCAGGGCUCUCUACGAGCUCCUGAAGGCCGACACCGCGGAGGAGUACGAGCGGCGCUUCAUCCACUACAAGAAGGAAGUCCUCGACGCGUUCCAGCCGUUCGUCGUCGACACGCGCGCCCAGCUCAAGAGCGUCGAUGCGGGUAUGGCAAAUCUCUCCUCAGAUCUCGCGGGCGUCAAGGGGCAACUGGGCCAGGAACUCGAUGCUGUCCGCACCACUCUCAGCUCGGAGAUCGCCCAGCUCGCGGCUUCGAUCGAGGGCCUCGCGCGCCCUGAUGCGCGGGGUGUGGCGCAUGAUCCGUCCGCCUCACAAACUCGGGAGACGGAAGGAGGCACCGCCGGCCCGGAUGGGCGCCGCUGGAUCAACAACGCCCGGGGGACGACAUGUGGUGUUCACAUGUCUCCUCCGGGAGGAGGUACGCAUAAUCACCACACCCUUCCCAGUUCAUCUCCGGAUUCGACCAAAUUCCGUGGAACUGAUAUCGCUAAUGGACCGCGUGUCGAUUUGCCACAAUUUGACGGCUCCAACCCGAAAUUGUGGCAACGUCGAUGUGAGGAUUAUUUCCAGCGAUGGUUGACGCCGGCAUCGGAGUGGGUCUGUUAUGCAUCUGAUCAGUUCGUCGGCGCUGCGGCUACCUGGUUGGAGUCCUACCUCCACCAACAUCGGCAGCCGGUUUGGUCUGAAUUUGUAGCAGCAGUCAUGACCAGGUUCUGUCGCAACCAACACACCAUUCUGGUGAGGAGACUUAUUCACAUCUCUCAGACUACUACCGUUGAGGACUAUGUCUCCCAGUUCUCUGCAUUGAUGGAUCAGAUAGCAGCGUAUGAAUUAAAUCCUGACCCUGUCCACUACACCACCAAGUUUAUUGACGGAUUGCAGCCAGGGGUUCGAAUUCUCGUUGCCAUUCAGCAACCUCGUGACCUUGAUACAACUUAUUCACUUGCCUUGCUUUAUGAAGAACUUGGUGAAGAGUGUGGUCCUCCUUUGUCUCCUGCUCCACAGCAUGUGCCAAUUCGCCGUAAUUAUCAGUCCCCGGUCACAACUACACCGCCGCCCCCUCCACCUCCUGCUCGUUGGGUGUCUCAGAAGGUUGAGGAGAAGAGACAGGCAGAGAAUCAACGUUCUGCAGCUGAUGAUAAAUGGCAGAGCCUCAGGGCGUAUAGGAGGUCGAAGAAUCUCUGUUUUACCUGUGGCGAGAAGUACCACCGAGAGCACAGGUGCAAAAAUGCUGUUCAGUUGCAUGUCGUUCAGGAAAUGGUGGAAUACAUGCAGUCAUUGGACCCGGAGGAGCCAGAUGCCGUUGCACCGGAAGAGCAGGAGCCUGAUCCACACCUGAUGAUGCUGUCUGUAGCUGCUCUCAACACGGCUGUGGUUGGCCCCAAGACAAUGUUGCUGAAAGUUCACAUACAAGACCAGGAGUUCUUAUUCUUAGUGGAUUCAGGAAGCUCUUCUUGCUUCAUUGAUAGCAACAAAGCUCAAGCUCUGACAGGGAGUGUUCCAUUGACAAAUUCAUUCCAAGUGAAGGUGGCAGGUGGUGCGUUACUUCCCUGUUCUCAAUAUUUUCCUAACCUCACUUGGGCAGCUGGUGGGAUGGAAUUCAGCGAUGAUUUCAAGGUCUUGGAUCUUGGCAGCUAUGAUGGAAUUAUCGGCCUGGAUUGGUUGGGAAAGUAUAGCCCUAUGGUAACUCACUGGGAUCAGGGCUGGAUUGCAGUACCUAAGGAAGGACAAUUAGUGGUUUUGCAAGGAGAGGGAGCACAGUUUUGCAUACACGCCUUGGUGGAAUUAAAUUUGAUUCAUGAAGCGGCUGAAGAUGACCCUCCUCCACAUCCACCUGAAGUACAAGCCUUGUUGGAACAAUUUAGUUCUGUGUUUGCUGCUCCAAAAGGUCUGCCACCGCGUCGGCACUAUGAUCACCAUAUUCCCCUAGUUCCAGGCGCUAGGCCAAUUUCUAUGCGACCUUAUCGUGUUGUUCCUGAUUUGAAAUCAGAGUUUGAGAGGCAAAUUCAGGAGUUACUUGAACAGGGUGUGAUUCAACCAAGCAAAAGCCCCUUUGGUUCACCAGUGAUAUUAGUCAAAAAAGGUGAUAACACUUGGCGUCUCGUAGUGGAUUACAGGCAUCUCAAUGCUCUAACAGUAAAGGGCAAGUACCCAUUGCCAGUUAUUGAUGAGUUGCUUGACGAGCUCGCGGGCUCCCGAUGGUUCUCGAAGCUUGACCUUAAGGCAGGUUACCACCAGAUCCGUCUUGCUCCAGGGGAGGAACCCAAAACGGCAUUCCAGACACACAAUGGCCACUAUGAAUUUCGCGUUAUGGCCUUUGGUUUGACAGGAGCUCCAGCUACCUUCCAGCACGCCAUGAAUGUAACUUUGGCAUCGGUUCUUCGUAAAUUUGCUCUCGUAUUCUUUGAUGAUAUCUUGAUCUAUAGCCGCACCUAUUCUGAUCACAUGGAGCACUUGCAGUCAGUCUUGGAAAUUCUGCAGAAAGAUCAGUGGCAGGUCAAACUUUCUAAAUGUGCCUUUGCACAAGAGAGGAUAGCUUAUUUGGGUCAUGUUAUCUCUGCUGAUGGGGUUGCCACGGAUGCUACCAAAAUCCAGUCAGUAGAAUCUUGGCCGACUCCAACUAACCAGAAGGAAUUGAGGGGGUUCUUGGGUCUCACUGGUUAUUAUAGGAAAUUCAUUAAACAUCAUGCUAUUAUUAGCCAGCCUCUUACAAAUUUGCUCAAGAAAGGAGUUCUGUUUGUUUGGACAGUGGAUACUGAGAUAGCCUUCUUGACCUUGAAGCAUGCCUUAGUAACAGCUCCUGUUCUGGCCUUGCCCAGGUUUGAUGACCAAUUUGUUAUUGAUACUGAUGCAUGUGAUGUAGGCAUUGGAGCAGUCUUGUCACAGAAUGGGCACCCUCUUGCUUAUGUUAGUCGUUCCUUGGGUCCGAGGAACAGGGGCUUGUCAGUAUAUGAGAAGGAGUACUUGGCAAUUUUGUUGGCUGUUCAACAAUGGAGACCAUACUUGCAAAUUGCUCGCAGAUCAUGGCAGUAA